AUGAUCACAUCAAGACAUCGCUCAUCGCUGGAUGUACUCAAGAGGUCGGCGAAGGCGUGCAACAGAUGUCGGAAGAGACGAACCAAGUGCAUCGGGGAUCCGCCUUAUCCGUGCAUUGCUUGUAGUGACUCGGGACAUGUCUGCGUUUACACAGAAUCCGAGAAGAGGGUCACAGUGACCGAGAGCUACCUCCUCGAGCUCCAGGCUCAAGCGCGAAGGGGAAACACGAGCCGCGAUGCCGUCGCCGACAUGACAGACGCGUCCAGUCAGGACAUCGAGCUGGGGUUCACCGGCACUGAUAACUGGGUCCUCGGGAGUUCUGGGCAAUAUCACUUUAUGGGCAACUCCUCAUCGACGUACAUCGCCAACAGGCUGAACCCAACGGCCGAGACGCUGGCAUGGCACAAAUAUCCCCAUCAUGAGGAUACCGCCUGGCUCCGGCGCUCAAACAGCCCUGAGAUACCACCGCUGCCGCCCUUUGAGACUGCGGAGCGACUGUACCGGGCGCAGCAUGCCUACAUCGGCACGAUAUUCGCCUUCCUCAGCGAUGCCGCCUUCCAUGAGCGGCUUGAGCAGGUGUAUGCCCGAGCUCCGGACCCCAAAGAUCGCGAGGAGCGUCUUAUUUACUGUCAAAUCCUGCUCGUCUUAGCAUUUGGGCAGAUGUACUCGAUCAAUCAGUGGGUUGGCAAGCAAGGGCCUCCCGGGUUUGACUACUUCAAACAUGCGCUCGAUUUUCUGCCGAAUUUGUACGAAGAAGGCUCCAUACUCUUUAUCGAGGUGUUGAGCUAUGUGGCGUACUUUAUGCAGACCAUCAAUAGGAGAGAUGCCGCCUACAUAAUGAUUGGUAUUGCAUUGAGGAUGGCCAUUUCGCUUGGGCUGCACCAGGAGGUCUCGGAUCAGGAUAUUGAUAGCGACACUAGGGAGCACAGAAGACGUGUCUGGUGGUCUACAUACAGCAUGGAGAGGCUGCUCUGCGUCACCUCGGGUCAUCCACUAUCCAUUCAAGACGAGGACAUUGACCUUCUUCUCCCAAGCCCAAUGGCUGGUGAGGAUGAGUACACCUCCUCUGUCCUCAAAUCCUACACGGAGCUAUCGCAGAUUCAAGGCAUCAUCGGAGAAAAGAUCUAUCGGAAGAAGCAAAAGUCUGGCCUCGACUUAUCGGCCUGUGUGCAGCACAUUAUGAAGAGGCUGUCGUCCUGGUUUGACCAGCUCCCGUCGGCCAUGCGUUCAAAUCCCCCGGACUCAGGGGCCCCGCCGAGCCGAGAAGUUGUUUCGACCUACCUCCACUAUCACCACUGCAUCAACAUGACGGCCCGUCCCAUUCUUCUGUACGCGGUGCAGAGGCAACUAGCCCCCAGUACGCAGAACCCCAGCAUGGCUCGGUGGGAAGACGGUUUGUCACCAGACAUCGUCCAUGUCAUUGACAGAGCGAUAUCCGCCGCGAGGUCCAGUGCUUCGAUCCUCAGCGCUGCUGCCAGGUACAACCUUGUCGCAACAUAUGGUUUCAUAGACGGGGAGCAGGCCUUCUCGGCUGCCUUACUCCUGGUAAUGGUCAACAUUGCCUUUCCGUACAAGGAAGUGGAUGCUUCUGCGAUGGAUAUGGCCCUCGAUGUGUUGCAGAUGAUGGCUGAGAAAGGAAACGCCUACAUCAGGGCCUGCCACUCUCUGCUGACCAAGAUCCGAAGCACCAUCAAGCCCAAGGAUCCGUCGAAGGCGGGAAACGCGGAUGAGGUUAGCCAAGCACAGGUGCUUGAGUCGAGCUCAAUUCUGCCAGGGCUGGCUCAAGAUGAGAACCAGCCAUUUAGCCUGGAGUUUGAAGGGGAUCCCGCGUUGUGGGCCGAAGUCCUUGAGUCGAUUGACAUUGAUAUGGAUAGGCAAUGGGUUGAGACGGCAUUGCGGAGGGGGCAGCAGUUAGACACGUGA
Molecule: messenger RNA, 1923 nt
Organism: Fusarium keratoplasticum
Lineage: Eukaryota; Fungi; Ascomycota; Sordariomycetes; Hypocreales; Nectriaceae
Product: Zn(2)-C6 fungal-type domain-containing protein
Exons: 3
Coding region: 1-1923 (640 amino acids)
Biological process (GO): regulation of DNA-templated transcription; DNA-templated transcription
Molecular function (GO): DNA binding; zinc ion binding; DNA-binding transcription factor activity, RNA polymerase II-specific
Source: RefSeq, a predicted model, not a curated record